CCGCCUUAUUUGAGUACAUUGUUUGACCUUCGUGAGUUAGCAAUGUCGGAAUUACUUCUGUGUUACAAUAAAGGAUGUGCUCAAAAAUUCAGCCCUGAAGAAAAUAAGGAAGAUUCAUGCAGAUAUCAUCCUGGGGAGCCAAUAUUUCAUGACGCUAAGAAAAAGUGGUCAUGUUGCAAUAAAUACAGUACAGACUUUUCUGAAUUUCUGAGUAUAAAGGGAUGCACUGUAGGAAAACAUAGCAAUAUCCGUCCUGAGGACCCUGUCAAAGAACAAAAGAAGGUUGACCUCCCCGUUAAACCUGUUCCUCCACCUGCACCUACAGCCCCAAAACCAGUUGAUUUGCCUAGACCAUCUUGUACAGAACCCACAUACGAUUUGUCUAUUGAAGUUACAUCAAAUUUGAAAACUGCGUUAGAAAAACUAUCAUUGGAUCCAUCCUUUAAACCGUUAGAAAAUUCGUCGGAGGGAAAUAAUACAGGUAUUCAUCCAAUUGGUACGAAUUGUAAAAAUAGUGGUUGUAAACAGCUUUACACAGGAACUGAGGCAGACUGUGAGUUGUGCUUGUAUCAUCCCGGUGUAGCUGUAUUCCACGAAGGUAUGAAAUAUUGGACGUGUUGUAAUCAGAAAACUAGUGAAUUUGAAGCAUUUGUCAAACAAAUAGGUUGUACAACAGGACGCCAUAACUGGACUGUUGAAGAUGCUAAAUCGACUAAUUUAGCGCUAACAGUCCAGUCGAGCGUGAAUUGUCGUUUUGAUUGGUAUCAGUCAGGUGGUUUAAUCACCCUAAAUAUUUAUGCCAAGAAUAUAUGGCCUGAAACUGUAUCAAUCAAGGCGAAUCAAGUAUUCCUAUGUGUUUCAUUAAAAUUUGGUUUGGAUUAUCAAUUAUUCACAAGAGAUUUUAAUUUAUUCGGUGUUAUAGAUCCACAAAAGUCAACUGUCAAGCUAAUGCCAAUGAAAGCUGAAAUUAUAUUAAAGAAAGCUGAACCAAUAUCAUGGUCUAAAUUGGAAUGUAAGUCGUUAGAAGAUCAGGAGACAAUGGCAAAUGCUGGUGAUAAAGCAAUUUGAAAGCAAAAACAAAUUGUUCAGAAAACCUCUUCCUUUCUCUGUCUUCUAUGCAUCAGUUGUUAAAUUUUCAAUGGAAAAACUCGGUGGAUUUGCAACUCUGUUGAAAAUCUGUGUAUAAUCUUAAUGAAGAUGAUAAUGACAAUAUAUGGUUUCAUUGUGUACUGUUCGUAUGCUUUGCAGACCAAAUAGAAAAGACCUUUUAAGACCAAUUUAAGUUUUCUUUUUUUCUUCAGAGGGUUUUUUUUAUUCAUUUCAAUGUGUUCCAAGUGGAACACAUAUAUACGUUUCUUCUGCAAAGUUUGCAGGCAUUUCUCUUUGUCUGUUCUCAUCAUGGAGCCUAACAAAUUUUCUCAUAUAAUGAGUUUUCUGUUUUUUUUAUUUCACUGUCAAAAGUAUCGGUUGUGCAGAUUUUUCUAGUACGAAAAAUCUAAGUACUAAUGAGAUUUCGUUUAUAUUCAAGAGGAACAAACGACUUGUAAUUGGCCAACCCAUGACUUCCUCCGGAAAAUACCCCGCCUAAUACUGCUAUUUUACCUUCUUGUUAGCAGAACAUCAAGAAAUGAUAAAGUGUUGUCGUUCUCUGCUUCGCAUAUGAACUUAAUUUGUGGGUGAGCCAUAUUGAACGUUUUGAGAAGGAGCUCAGUAUCAAUUUUUCCUUAUGCAAGAUAAGAGUAUCUACAGUAGAACGAGUUCGUUGAUUACGUUCUUGAGUGGACGAUUCUCUAAUUUUUCCAUAAACGUAUCGCCUAAGAGAGGACCUAGAGGGGAGCCUAUUGCCACGCCCUCCACUUGACGGUAAAAUUCGUUGUUAAACUGAAUCUGCACAUUCAUCGUACAACGGAGUAGCAGUUCCCGUAGCGUUUGAGGUGGUGUACCUACGUCCACACCAUUUUCUAUAAGGGAUUCACAGAUGAAGUCGAUGGUCUCUAAUAAAGGGACAUUAGUGAACAGGGAGGUGACAUCCAUAGAGAUCACCGUC
Messenger RNA from Trichobilharzia szidati, 2047 nucleotides. The record is from the annotation of a GenBank genome assembly. NCBI's taxonomy places the organism in Eukaryota, Metazoa, Platyhelminthes, Trematoda, Strigeidida, Schistosomatidae.